Molecule: messenger RNA, 2747 nt
Organism: Passer domesticus (house sparrow)
Lineage: Eukaryota; Metazoa; Chordata; Aves; Passeriformes; Passeridae
Gene: ELP6
Product: elongator acetyltransferase complex subunit 6
Exons: 7
Coding region: 293-1090 (265 amino acids)
Biological process (GO): tRNA wobble uridine modification
Cellular component (GO): elongator holoenzyme complex
Source: RefSeq, a predicted model, not a curated record
CCCCGCAGACGGAGGCUGCGGCCGGUCCCAGAGCGGAGCCGCUUUCGGCCCCUCCACCUCCCGGUCCCGCUGCCCGCCGCCCCUCACGGCUCUGGCUCCAGCAUCCGCCGCUGAGAAGCGGCCGAGCUCUGGUCCCGCGGGGUGUCCGUGCUCCCGUGAGGGGAAUAAACACAGAACUGGGCGUUAAACCCGCUGGCGGGCACUGCUCCGGGCCGGCGAGCUGGUCUAGAGAUAUUUGUCAUUUAGGGCACUAAGUGAAUUAAUGUAGCUUUUCCAGGGAGGUUUUGUGUUAAUGAAGCCACGCAGGAGCCAAACACCCUCGCUGUCUGUGAGAGCUGUGCAGGGUAAAUUCACCCUGCUGCGAGACAGCCGGACAGAUGGCAGCUUCCUGGUGCACCACUUCCUCUCCUUCUACCUCAGAGCUGGCUGCAAGGUUUGCUUUGUGGCCCUGCUCCAGUCCUUCAGCCACUACAGCAUCGUGGCACAGAAACUGGGAGUCAGUCUGGCAGCUGCCAAGGAGCGGGGACAGCUUGUCUUCCUGGAGGGCCUCCAGUCCUGCCUGGACCUCCUGUUUGGGGAGAAGGAGCAGCCAGGACAGCCCAGUCCUCUGCAGUUCCUGAGCGGGAGCUCCUGCGAGCUGCGGGCCCUCUUUGACUUUGUCCGGGCGUCCCUGAGCGCCGCUGGUGGCGAUUCCUGGAAAGGCCCCGUGCUGCUGGUGGAUGACCUCAGUGUCCUGCUGAGCCUGGGGGCCACCCCGGUGGCCGUGCUGGACUUCAUCCACUACUGCCGUGUGUGGGUGUGCUGCCAGCUGAAGGGGAACAUCGUGGUGCUGGUUCACAGCAACGAGGAUUCGGAGGAUGAGGAGAACGAGCUGGUUGUGAACUCCCUGUGCCAUCACAGCGACCUCAUCCUGUGGGCAGAGGGGCUGGCCACCGGCUUCUGCAAGGAUGUGCACGGGCAGAUUAAGAUAAUCAAGAGAUUGUCCUUGCGGCAGGCGGCGGAGCAGGAUCUGGUGCAGGUCUACCAGUACAAGAUCCAGGACAGGAACGUCACCUUUUUCGCACGGGGGCUGUCGGCUGCAGUCCUGUGACACUGUGACAGUGCAGAGCCUGGGAGUGUCAGUGCCUCCUCUGCAAAAGCACCACCAGCACCUCUCACGAGCAGCAGACUGACCCAGGAGGGAAGCUCAGACACACCUGAAGUGGUGCCAACGUGGGAUCAGCCUGCCCGGGGCCUGCUGCAUCCCUCUGUCCUCCCACCCCGUUCCCAACACACUCAGGCCAAGAAUGGGAGCAAGAACUUGCAAGAAUGGCCCUUGGAGCAUGUAAAUACAGGCAGGGGGUGCCCUGCGGGCUGGGUGUGCCCUGCCUCACCUCUUCCGGUGCUGGGCACAGCGUGGCAGUGCCAGGCACGGCACGGAGGGAGCACCCUCCCUCCCCUGGCACAGGAGGAGAUGACACACGGCGGGUGGAGCAGGGAGCCUGGCGCAAUCCCCUCCUUGCUCCCAACUCCAGCUUCCAUGGAGCUGGUAAACGCACAGCUCUGUGUACAGCCCUCCCCUGGCUGUGCUGACACCUGGGCACUGCCACGCUUUGUCCCCUGCAGCUUCCCAAGCUUUGUGGUUGGACAAACCCCUCUGGAGCCUGUCUCAGCCACUGCUUCCUCAGCCCAAACCCUGAGUAGCAGUUACACGACCUGCCUGUGUGAAGCAGGAUUAUUAACAAUCCAUCAUUCCAGUGAGAUAAGGGUAUGGUGAUUAAGUAACCCCAGAUCUCUGGGUGGGAGCUGCUCCCCACCUGCUCCUUGGCAGGGAGCAGCAAUGGCCAUCUCCCAAGCCUGGGUGAGGACAGGGCCUUUCCCAUGGGCACAGGGGCAAUCCUGGGAGCAGAGCUCAGGCCUGGAGCUCUCCUGGUAGCUGCUCCUGCUGGAUAUCCCAUUUAUCCUGGGAGAUAAAAAUGUCCCACACACUUGUGAGAGUCCAGAGCAAUCUGCCAGGUCCUUGCAGUUCCAUAAAAACAUCCCAGACACUUGUGAGAGUCCAGAGCAAUCUGCCAGGUCCUUGCAGUUCCAUAAAAACAUCCCAGACACUUGUGAGAGUCCAGAGCAAUCUGCCAGGUCCUUGCAGUUCCAUAAAAACAUCCCAGACACUUGUGAGAGUCCAGAGCAAUCUGCCAGGUCCUUGCAGCUCCAGAGCUGGGUAGCAGCUCUGGCAGUGGGACACAUUCCUGAUGUUCCACGUAGACUCGGUGCCCCAUCCCAUGCUGGUUUGGGAAGGUGCCUUUGCCUUGGAGUUUGGGAGGCCUGGCAGCUCAGGGCUGUGCCUGCUGAUCAGUGGCAGCCCAGGGAAGCCAGGCAGGCUCCAGGGAUCGCAGCAAAGCCACCAGGAGGGAGGGGAGUCAGGCCAUGUGUGUGCUACAGGAUCGCUGGUCCCAGGUGUCCCCUGGUCCCUCCAUGCUCUGCUGUGGGAGUGGCAGUGCCCAGUGCCACUGCUGCUGUCCCAGGGUGCUGGCAGUGCCCGGGGUCAGUGCACUGUCACUGUCUGCAGAGGGAGGAGGAGAGGCCCAGUAGCUGCUGGCACUGCUGCGUCUGUGACGGGCACAGAGUGGUGAAUAACGGGAGUAAUGUCUGUGUGAUUAUCCUUGGAGAGAUCCCAAAGCCUGGCUCCCUCCUGAAACCGGCAGGGUCAUUGUGUGACAUCGUCGCUGUGUGACAUCAUUGCUGUGUGACAUCAUCGCUGUGUGACAUCA